This is a messenger RNA of Penaeus vannamei (Pacific white shrimp), 951 nucleotides long. The record is from RefSeq and is a predicted model, not a curated record. NCBI's taxonomy places the organism in Eukaryota, Metazoa, Arthropoda, Malacostraca, Decapoda, Penaeidae.
UUCCUCCCUGUCCCUCUCGCCCUUCCUCGCCCUUCCUUUUAUCUUUAUCCUCUCUCUCCCUCUUCCUCUCCAACUCCGAAACCAAAAGUAAAAAGAUAAAACUAGCCAUUUGCCACGGCCUCCCAUCCAGGUUCGCCGCCCACGACGCCAUCCAGCACCGCAAGCUGCUCUGGCACGGCACCAACGUGGCGGUGGUGGCGGCGAUCCUGAAGGCCGGGCUCAGGAUCAUGCCCCACUCGGGCGGUCGAGUCGGCAGGGGCAUCUACUUCGCCUCGGAACACGCCAAGAGCUCUUAUUAUGUUGGCUAUCAUUACGGUACUUACGAAGGCGAGAGUAACGUGGGCUUCAUGUUCCUGGUCGAGGUUGCUUUAGGGAAGGAGAACAACAUCAUGCAGGAUGACUGUUCUCUGACGCAGGCUCCCAAAGGCUACGAGAGCGUGGUGGCAAGAGGAAAGACCGAACCAGACCCGAAGAAGAACAAGAAACUGGUCUUCGAAGGGAAGGACGUCAUCGUACCUGUGGGGAAGCCUGUUCCUCAGAAGGAGUGGGCUCGAAGUAGCUUCUCCCAGAGCGAGUACCUUGUUUACAAAGAGAGUCAGGCGCGCAUCAGAUAUCUCCUCAAGUUUUCGUUCAAGUAGACCAUCAGUGAACAUUUCUCUUCGUUAGCAUUCCCGGCAAAUGUAUGUUUUGGGAAUUAAUGAACAUUUUGAUUUUGCAUAUGUGAAUAAGAUUUUUUUUUUAUUGUUAUUAUUAUCAUGAAUAUUUUUAUUAUUAUUAUUAUUAUUAUUGAGGUUGUUCUACACUACAUGAAACACUUGUGUUAAGAUUUUGAAAAUCAGUUCAAAGUUUAAAUAAUAAAGGCCUUUUUUCAAUGUUAGCUUUGUUGUAUGUAAAUUUACAAUCGCAUAUUUUGUUUACUACAUUUUACAAUAAAGUAUAUAUGUAUAAAAA